AUGGACAUGACCGACUGGCAGUGGCCCACCGUCGACACACCCGACACAGAACGCAAUGACCUCUUGCCGCGUUACAGGCCUACAAGGCGUCCUAUGACGGCAGUGGAGUUCCAAGCGAUUUCAGAUAGUCAUCCACUUGCUAUUCUGCCGUGGAUCCUCGUCCCAGACGGGCUGGGCGACUUUGCGCCGCCUGUCAUGCAUUACGCGAUAGACUUCGUUCCAGAUCAGCUUGUCGCCUACGCGGAGGAGAACGACUCUCUCGUUGUCUAUUACGACGAGUCGCCCGCGUGCUCAGAGUUUGAUUCCGACGGAGACAAUGAGGAAGUCGAGCAGGAAGAACAUCACGAGCAGGACGAACCGCGCGAGGAACCGGAGUGUAAAUUGAAUGCAGGGCAGGAGCAGGACGAGCAGCGCGAGGAGCCGGAUAGCGAGCGGAGUGCAGGGCAGGGGCAAGAACGCGAGCAGAGGGGCGAAAGCGACCUGGAGCAUGGCAAAGAAGGCGAAGAAGACUCCGAAUCGGAGGAGGAAGAUUACGAUUUCCGUCGCUUGAAGACUCGAAACGCUCCGCGGAGGAAGGCACCGACAAUCGACAGAAUUGGCAGCAUGCGAUGUGCUUUGCGCGCUUUGGCCAUCGAGGCGGGCGCACAUAUCCAUACUCGCUUGCUGAAGAUCAGCCUAGGAAUUCAACGCAUGGGGGUGCGGGAAACGUCCUUAAUCAUCUCGUUCUACAGCAACUACGACCUCAAAGCCGGCGACCUGCCGACUACGGAGGACAUCGAGAAGUUGCGCGUGGCAGUCGGUUCUCAACAUCCGCCUGGUUGGUACCUGGAUAGGAGCAACUAUCGCUGGGAGCGUUACUACUGA
Rhodofomes roseus is the source of this 864-nucleotide messenger RNA. RefSeq lists its product as uncharacterized. The coding region runs from base 1 to 864 and encodes 287 amino acids. The record is from RefSeq and is a predicted model, not a curated record. The transcript is spliced from 2 exons. NCBI's taxonomy places the organism in Eukaryota, Fungi, Basidiomycota, Agaricomycetes, Polyporales, Fomitopsidaceae.